This is a messenger RNA of Lasiodiplodia theobromae, 1869 nucleotides long. Its product is annotated as Sir2 family histone deacetylase hst4 protein. The record is from RefSeq and is a predicted model, not a curated record. Gene Ontology annotation, molecular function: NAD+ binding; histone deacetylase activity, NAD-dependent. NCBI's taxonomy places the organism in Eukaryota, Fungi, Ascomycota, Dothideomycetes, Botryosphaeriales, Botryosphaeriaceae. Gene Ontology annotation, cellular component: mating-type region heterochromatin. Gene Ontology annotation, biological process: replication-born double-strand break repair via sister chromatid exchange; regulation of DNA repair; negative regulation of transcription by RNA polymerase II. The transcript is spliced from 2 exons. Bases 1 to 1869 code for a protein of 622 amino acids.
AUGGCUUCGGACGCCUAUUGUGCGGGCAGCUCGCGCGAGAGCUCGCCCUUGAGCUCGCCGCCCUCGUCGCCAUGCCCCCCGUCUGACUACGGCUUUCCCUCUCCACCUCCCUCGCAGGACCCGUCCACCAAAGGUUCACCGCUCCCGGACGCCAUGGAGCCCGCGCGAUCCUGCGACGACGACGGCCCUCCACGCAAGAAGAGACGCACCGCCGAGCCGAAGCCGCGUGUCACUCGCUAUUUGAAUCUGCACGAGGACAUCAUCGACGACACGGAACGCGACGCUCUUGAUCUGUUGCUCAAGGUCCUGCACAAGAAGCGCAAGAUUGUGAUGAUCGUGGGUGCAGGAAUCUCGGUCGCAGCCGGCAUCCCCGACUUCCGCUCCUCCAAGGGCCUUUUCAACACGCUCAAGCAGCAGCACAAUCUCAAAUCCUCUGGCAAGGACCUGUUCGACGCUUCUGUAUACAGGGAUCCCGACACCACUGCGACGUUUCACGAAAUGGUCCGGUCGCUGAAGCGCCAGGCCGAGGAGGCCAAGCCCACCGCGUUCCAUCAACUUAUUGCAACUCUCGCCGACGAAGGCAGAUUACUGCGCCUGUACUCCCAGAACGUUGACGGCAUCGAAACCAGGCUAAAACCGCUGGAAUCCAAAAUCCCGCUGCCGCAGAAGGGCCCUUGGCCGAAAACGGUCCUACUCCACGGAGGGCUGGAGAAGAUGGUCUGUGCGAAAUGCAACGACGUGACGGAUUUCGAGCCCGAGCUUUUCCACGGGCCCAUUCCACCCCCCUGCAAGACGUGUGAAGAGGCGGACCAAGUGCGCACUCAGCAUGCAGGAAAAAGGAGCCAUGGUAUCGGAUUGCUGCGGCCUCGCAUGGUGCUCUACAACGAAAACGGACCCGAUGAUGAAGCCAUAGGUUCCGUGACCACCGCGGAUCUGAGAGCACGCCCUGAUGCUGUCAUUGUCGUUGGGACGACACUGAAGGUCCCUGGAGUGCGGCGCAUUACUCGAGAGAUGGUCAACACGGUGAGAGACCGCAAGGAUGGCCUUACUGUUUGGAUCAACAAUGAACCGGAGCCGAAGGGCGUGGACCUGGAGAACUGCUGGGACUUGGUGGUGCGCGGUCCGUGUGACGCUGUUGCCCGUCAAGCCGCUCUACGCAUUUGGAACGACAGGAGCGAGACCAUGGCCAGAAUCCUCUCUGAGGAGGAAUACGAAGCUGCCAAGCAGAAGCCGAGCCCCGAGGUUCGCAUCUUCAACUCUCCACGCAAGGACCGUGUCGAGCAGGUGAAGGGCAUCCCCACUCCCGCGUCAAGCCCGAAGAUUCAGCCGCAGGACUCGUCGAUUGGAGAAGAAAUCACGGUCGUGUCCAGGCCAGCCACGCCGUCCAAGAAGGCUACUGCGCAAAGCAAGGGCAAGGGUAGAAAUCUGAACAACGUCCCUCUCGCUGAGCGGCCCAAGACAAAAUCUACAGGUGCGAAGGCGACGGCGGCCAAGAAGAAGGCUGCACCGAAAAAGAAAUCAAACGCACCCGCGAAGUCCAACGAUAAAAUUACCAAUGCGUUCAACGUUUCCAAGCCCGCAGCGCAAAACACGUCGGAAUUGAAGACCAAGCCGCAAAGGCGCGGGAAGAAGAUGGACGCUGCGAAUGGUCCCAUGGCACCGGUUUCACCACAAUCAGCCAAGAAUAACACGGCGCCCCCUCACAGCGACCCGCAUACGCCCAAGGCGCUCAGUUUGGAGACGAAGCAGAUAAAGCCGGAGGCCAACGACGACGGGUCCGCUGGACCGAGGCGGAGCCCCAACGCGUCAACAGGGACCAUUUCUCCAACGGGCUACGUUCCGAAAGAUUUAAUGAAACUCGUAAAUUGA